This is a messenger RNA of Lepidothrix coronata (blue-crowned manakin), 438 nucleotides long. RefSeq names its product class II histocompatibility antigen, B-L beta chain-like. NCBI's taxonomy places the organism in Eukaryota, Metazoa, Chordata, Aves, Passeriformes, Pipridae. Gene Ontology annotation, biological process: immune response; antigen processing and presentation. Gene Ontology annotation, cellular component: membrane; MHC class II protein complex. The transcript is spliced from 3 exons. The annotation marks the transcript as partial. The record is from RefSeq and is a predicted model, not a curated record.
CCCAAAACGGCGCCGCCCGGCUGGUUUUGGGCUGUCAGCAGCUGUCCGGCGCUGGGCAUGGAGCGUGUGCGGGGAGCUGGGGCCGUGCUGGCGGUCCUGGUGGUGCUGGGAGCCCCCCCGGCUGCGGGCGAGGAGCUGUCGGGGGUGUUCCAGCUGAUGACAAACCACGAGUGUCACUUCAUCAACGGCACCGAGCUGGUGAGGUUCGUGGAGAGGCACAUCUACAACCGGGAACAGUUCCUGCACUUCGACAGCGAUGUGGGGGUCUAUGUGGGGGACACCCCACGUGGGGAGAUCCAGGCCAGGCACUUCAACAGUAAACGGGAAUGGCUGGAGUACAAACGCUCUGCGGUGGACAGGUACUGCCGGUACAACUAUGAGCUUUAUGCCCCAUGCAGUGUGGAGAGGAGAGUGCCCCCCAGCGUGUCCAUCUCGCUG